Molecule: messenger RNA, 6311 nt
Organism: Eublepharis macularius
Lineage: Eukaryota; Metazoa; Chordata; Lepidosauria; Squamata; Eublepharidae
Gene: SPRED1
Product: sprouty related EVH1 domain containing 1
Exons: 6
Coding region: 600-1844 (414 amino acids)
Biological process (GO): negative regulation of MAPK cascade; multicellular organism development
Cellular component (GO): membrane
Molecular function (GO): protein kinase binding
Source: RefSeq, a predicted model, not a curated record
GAAUUAGCCCCCCCCCCUUCUCCUUGCUUGUUUCUGGGGUGGGGGAGGGCUUUUCUCCCUUCGCGCGCGCCCCUUCUUUCGGAUCGUGGACUCUGGAGGAAUUUCUGCUGCUGUUCUUUUCCUUCCUGUCCCGAAGCGUGGAAAGGGGGGAACUCGCUGAGGGGAGGAGGCGGAGUGGAAAGGGAAGGAGAAGGAGACGACGGGCAGCGGGAGCUGUUGCUGCUGCAGCGGGAAAUGUGGGGCUCUUGGUGCGGCAGAAGAACACCGCCGCGGAGCUGGGCUGCAGCUGAGACACUCUCCUAGGCGCCGCCGAGCAAAGGAAGAGAGCCCGGAGGAGCUGGGAUUGCCGCCGCCAGACUAGAGAGGAAUCGAUUCCAACUCCCGAGCAAACAAGACCUUUUCGUUUCCGAGGAGAAAAAGGAGGGGGGAGGAAAGCUGCUGCUUUUGGGCCCCCGAGGACCGAGGCCGUUCUGGUGGAAGGGUGUGGAGUGGGGGGCAGCUCCGGGGUUUAACAAUGGUGAGGUUUCUGGUGAGCUCCUGCUGCGCCCUGGCUGCGUCGGUGCUGCUCCAGCUCCAGCUCGGAUCACGGUGAGGAAAAAAUGAGCGAAGAGACGGCGAAUUCUAACAACGAUAAUAGUUAUGCCCGUGUGCGAGCUGUGGUGAUGACCCGUGAUGAUUCAAGUGGUGGAUGGUUACCACUUGGAGGGGGUGGACUAAGCUGUGUCACCGUUUUCAAAGUCAUCCACCAGGAAGAAAAUGGCUGUGCUGAUUUUCUUGUACAUGGGGAGCGCCUCAGGGAUAAAACGGUGGUUUUGGAAUGCACGUUGAAGAAGGACCUUAUUUACAAUAAGGUUACGCCAACUUUUCACCACUGGAAGAUUGAUGACAAAAAAUUUGGCCUCACAUUUCAGAGUCCUGCUGAUGCAAGAGCAUUUGAUAGAGGCAUUCGUAGGGCAGUAGAAGAUAUCACUCAAGGUUGUUUUACCUCACAUGAUGAAAUUGAAGUGCCUGCAGAUGGCUUUCCAGCAAUUCCAGAAAACACAUCUAGUUUGCUAUUGAAAGAUCAUCUUUUCCAACAUGAACCUAUAGUGAGCAAUGAUCCUUACAAGGGUUCAUGUAUAAGAUCCUCAGCCUUUGAAGAUUUGAACUCAAGAACAUCCUACUUCCACAGCCAGCCAAAUCAGGUACCGCUGAAGCCAAUCAGGAACGUCAGUUUUCAGGACGAAGAAGAAAUUGUCCGAAUAAAUCCUCGUGAUAUUUUAAUACGCCGCUAUGCAGACUAUAGGCACCCUGACAUGUGGAAAAAUGACUUGGACAGGGAGGAUGCAGACUCUUCACUGCAGUGCCCUAAAACAGACCAUAAGAAAUCAGACUAUAUGUACCCAUCUGGAGAUGGGACUAAGUUGAAUUCACUCAAAGACUCCAAGAGUUCUGUGGUACUUAAAACUCAACCUUCUUCUUUCAAGUUAAAAAAAACAAAAAGGAGGAAAGAGGAUGGCGAGCGUUCCCGCUGUGUAUACUGCCAGGAAAGGUUUAAUCAUGAAGAGAAUGGUCGAGGCAAAUGUCAGGAUGCUCCAGACCCUAUUAAGAGAUGCAUAUACCAAGUUAGUUGCAUGCUUUGUGCUGAGAGCAUGCUCUAUCACUGCAUGUCAGACUCUGAAGGGGAUUUCUCUGACCCUUGUUCAUGUGACACAAGUGAUGACAAAUUCUGCUUACGAUGGCUCGCACUUGUUGCUUUAUCAUUCAUUGCACCAUGUAUGUGCUGCUAUCUCCCCUUGAGAGCAUGCCACCACUGUGGCGAGGUCUGUGGAUGUUGUGGAGGAAAGCAUAAAGCUGCAGGAUGAAUCAGUCUCAAGCCAAAUUGGGCUGACCAGUCUCUAUUUUCAGGAUACAUCUAACUCAUGGAGGCAAGUGGCAAGUAGAAGGGAAAACCAAUCAUGGAUGAAAGGCCUGUUGUGGAAGAAGCAGCAGGACUUGUUGCAACUUAAGAAUGCUGGCCGUGCCUAAUGAUUUGAUUUUAAGCGCAUGGUGCAAGGUGUGAAGGAGUUCUUGCAAAAGGAACUUCUUUUUCUUACAAUUGGUGGCUGAAAUAAGUAUGAACUGCAGUCAGUACUAUAAGGGAUCAACUUCUGCAAUGUGUACAUUUUGUGGUUUAGAUGACUGAGGGUAGGUGGGCUUUCUGAAAUAAACUAUGACAGAAAAUUCAACUAAACUUGUACUAGUAACAGCUGAUUUAAAAUUAAGGAAAGUUAAUAUGGUGACUGCAAGAAACUAAAAUUGAUUUUAAGUGCAACUAAAUUGCUUAUAAAUAGUUUUUGGAAGUAACUUUAUGUAAAAAUAACAAAUGUUUAUAUUUAACUAAAUAUAUGGUACGAAUUAUUAAACCUUUCCCCCCUUUCCAAUUGCAAAGCAGUUAUGGGCUGUAAUUCCAGUCACAUUCCGUGAUAGUAUUUCUCAAUAUUUAUCUAGUUAGUAGUGUUUCUACUCAAGAUGGACAAAUCAGUAUUUUCAGUCUUGUUUCCCCUUCAACUACAUUUUUGUAUUGAGUUCCCUCUGUACAUUCUGAUAAUCAGAAAGCCUUUAAAAAUGAAUUAAUAUAGUCUUGAGUGACCAAUGUUUUGUUAAGCACAGGUAUAAUUGUCUAAUGCUCUUAUGAGAACAUAACAUUUAUUUUUUAUAUAUAAAUGAUUCUGUAAUGGCAAAGGAUUUUUUUUCCUUCUUAACCAACACAUUUUCUUUUAGGGUUUCUUCCCAAAAUUGUUUUUGAUGGCAAAUGUUUGGGGAAGGAAAUAAAUAUACAAUAAUUGUCAUAAAGAGUAUAUUUACCAUUUUGUUAAACUUGCUGCCAGUUUUUUCAUCAAACUACAAAGGGAACAAAAGUGUUUCCAUUAAUUUUAGUCUCAUUAUGUUUUGCGUAGCAAAAAAAAAUUCUACAGGACAAACUGUAGCACAGGAAGGGAAAAAUGAGUGGAUAUCUUGUGAAUGAAAGAGGGGUUUACUUUGUUAUUAAGUUGUUGUAGCAUAUUAAUAAUGAAUGUUUAACUUAACAGUUGGCUAUCUUGGAGAAUUCUUGGGGAAUUCUUAAAUGUCAUCUAUCAUAUAGUAUAACAGCAUAGCUGAACAUAGUUUUUUUAAUUAAUAAAACUCUAAAGCAGUGAAGCAGUCAUUCAUUUUAGAAGGUAAUGGGUGGGGGGAGGAAGAAUGAAAAUUGUCCUCAAUAUGUUCUUCUUAUUAAAAACUAUUAUAUAGUUAAUCUCACACUACUUUUUAUUUCUAUGCAUUUUUAGCAAAGUAUAUGUGUAUUUGAUUUUUUCCUUAAUACAUGUUCACUCAUAGAAUUCCACCUGUACUUCCUUUUCUCAAGCCCAGAUCAAAUGAUGAACAGCUGUAUAUAACACUAUCUGUAAAAUACUUUUUUAAAGAAAGCAUUUAUAUUUAUAUGACAGCUUGAACUGACAAAAUUGUGUACAUAGAUCAUCUUGAAGUAUUAUUUCACAUUGAAAAGAAGACAAAUAUAUUGAUGACUAUAGAAGUUAAGAGCUUCUUUCUAGUUUUGUACUUUAAAAAAAAAAACCCUGAAUGGAAAAUAACCUAAGUCAGCAAUUAUGACACUUGUAGCAGCAGUCUUAACUAGUUUCUUUUUACAGUUUAUAUAUUUAAAGGCUGCUACCCCAGUUGAUUUUCAUGCUUCAUAUAUUCAGCUAAACUUGGUUGCCUAGACAGACUGUUAAUCCUCCUGCCAAAAGAGGGAAAUAACCUGCAUUUGUUGGUGACACGAGAACUGUAUCUUGUCAAUAACAGUUAUUAAAAUACUUUCUUAAUUCAAAAUAUCAACAACCCCAGAAAAUAACUUGCUGGCUGUACAGAAAAGUCCUGUAGAACUGUAUUAAGCGUGUAUCUGUGUAUGUGCCUCUCCCUCUCCCUCUCUUUGUAUGUGUGUCUGUGUGUUUGAACACAAUUAUGUAUGUACUUUAGGAAGAGACCAGUCUAACAGUUUCCUACAAGCACUAAUCAGCAUAUUGCUACUCCUGGUUACUGCAGUGUAUUUCCUGUGAAAUCUUAAUAUGCUUUAAUAUUUUACUUAGUACGAGCCGAGCAUUAAUAUUUUCAGUCUGUAUUUUAACCACUUAGCUGCUAAACAUUUACUAUUCUUUUCUCUUGAAGAAAUAUUAGUCCUGAUUUGUUAAAUCAAAACAAAAGGUAUAUAUGAUCACAUAAAUGGAAAACAAAUUGCAUUGGUUCAGUAUCUGUUUGCAUGAAUUGUGUGAUUUAAGCCAAGAUUGAUGGUUUGAGCUCUACUUUCAGGGGAACUUCUUAAAUAAGAGCCAGACUAGACAAUACCACAUCCCUGAGUCAGCCAAGAGGGACAUGGUGCCAUCUUAAAGCUUGGAUUUUAACUUUUCAAAACAUUGUGGAAGCUCAAUUGUGCUGGAGACUGUGGCAUGGGGGUGAGAGCCCUACCCACAUCAUUUUCAAAUAUAAAUCAAGCUCUAAAAUGGUGCCACGUCUCCAUGGCCCUAAGCCGUGUUUGGCCUUAAGCAUGGCCAAAUCACACAUCUGAUAAGAUACAUUUUAUUGGAUAAGGCUAUGGGUUCAGCCAGUAUUUGCUUACCAGUGAUUCUCCAAGCACUACUCAUGAGAUUCUUCCUUCAUAAAUAUUCCAGUGGUUGGGCCUAGGACUUUCUACAUAUAAAACGUGAGCUAUACCAUCAACCUGUUGUCUCUCUUACCCAGAACCAGACCACUGAAUCUUCACCUCACUCCACUGAUCCUUAUUCCUGGCAUUCUGGGCAGAGUUACGUGCUUAAUCUCAUUGAUAUUGGGGUUUUGUGUGUUUAAUUCUAAAUGGGAUUGUUGUCUCUGUGCACAUUUUAUCUUUUAUCCUCUCUUUUAAAAAGGAAGAAAAGGAAGUUCAUCAGGCCAAGAUUUACUCCUAGGCAUUUAAAUUUAGACGCCUUUCAAGGGGUAUGGUAACGGGAGGUAUGAAGAUAAAUAGAGGUUUGUUCGCUUCCAAGUCUGGUGAAUGCUACUAUGGGGGGGGGGGGUGCUUGAUGAUUUGAGGUAGAAAUACUAUAACACUUGGGUACCACCUACUGGACAAACAUGAUCUAGAAAUAAUUAUUUCUAUUAUGCAACUUAAGAAUUAAUUGCAUUCUAAACUCUAUGUUGGUCUAAUGUGUCACCAACAAUUUUCUUUCUGCUGUUAAGCUAAAAAUGUAGUUUCAAAACAGGAGUGGAAGGGAAAUCCUUUGACAUUUACAGGGUUUUUUGUCCAUAUUCCUUAGCAGUUGUGUUGUUGGAAGUACAAGACUAUAACAUGAGAGAUAUUUAGAAAGCUGCUGAAAUGUGAACUGUUCUGCCUAAAAUAAUUAGAAGAUUAAAAAAAUAGACCCUGCUGGGUCCUUCAGAUGUACUUUUCCUUUUUUAAAAAAAAUGGAAGAUGUGGCCACAUCUCAUACUUGAAGUUUAUCAGAUUUUUUUUUCCCCAAUGAAGUUCUCAAGCACAGUUUGGGAUAUUCUCCAUAGGUUUCACUCCUGUUCCUUCUACCAGACAAACUAAGCUAUUACAAAAUGCACAUAACAUGCUUUGCACACUGGAAUGUAACAUUCCUAUUUUUCUUCCUACAGUCUCUUCUAUGGGCAAUAUUUCCUUGUGUACAGGGGAGGAAAACUCCUAUGUAAAUAGAUUCCCAGGCGAAUAUAAAAAUCUCUAUAUGGAAUAUCCCAAUAGUGCAUAUGCUCUUGUGGGAGAAGAAUAAAGGAGAUGGUUCAGUAGUCCAACUAGUACUAUUAAGAUCAGCAGCCUAGUGGUUAAAACUUCCACAUGCUUUUUGGUGCACUGAUUAAGUAGCAGUCAAUGGCAUUUUUCUUCCCCUUUGUAAUAGUUGUGUUGGCUUUGAGAACUCAAAAACACAUAGUGGAAAAACUUUGUAUCAGGAGCUGCAGCAUAACCUGUACAUAGGGGUGGGGGCGGUUCUCCUGUUUGUGAACACUGCCUCUUUUUUUGCUUUGUGCCAUUUGCUUUCUGCCCUAUUGACCUCAAAAAGUGCCUCACUUGUAUAUUGUUUCCAUUAAAAUCUUAAAUGCUAUAUCUUUCUACUAAAUGACGUAGAUUUUAGUUUUAAUUCCAUGCCAUAGAUGUAUUUCUUUUAUGUAUAAGAAUAUAGCUGGUUACGUUGAGUACAUAAUGUAAAUAUGCAUAUGAGUUUAACUGUUACCAUAGCCUUGUAAGUUGACAUACUGGAUAAUAUCAUAAAACAGUUUUAAGUUUCAGUGUUUUCCUGCAAUUAUCUGAUUAAAACUAUCAUGAA